Molecule: messenger RNA, 1198 nt
Organism: Gossypium arboreum
Lineage: Eukaryota; Viridiplantae; Streptophyta; Magnoliopsida; Malvales; Malvaceae
Product: ethylene-responsive transcription factor 2-like
Exons: 1
Coding region: 73-750 (225 amino acids)
Biological process (GO): regulation of DNA-templated transcription; ethylene-activated signaling pathway
Molecular function (GO): DNA-binding transcription factor activity; DNA binding
Source: RefSeq, a predicted model, not a curated record
AUCCUUGGAUUUCCAAUUAAAUUCCACAUCUCCCUAUCUCAAUUACAGAUCCUCCAACCAACAAACAAAAACAUGUACUGUGAAGCUACUUCAGAUCUUGACCUCCGCCUCUUGGACUCUAUUCGUCGGCAUCUUUUGGAAGAUGAUGAUUUUGAAACCCAGUAUCCAGCUACAUUCUCCGAAAAUUUAGCGAAUGUUCAACUUCCGAUUACUUCGGCUCAGAUGGGUUGUUCCAAAACUGAUGCUGUUGCAAUUAAUGUUGAUCAAUGGAUCACCUUUGAUCAGUUAUUUGAUGCAGCGGAGGCUGCCGCUGAGGUCUCAUUUCCCAGCUGCGAAAUGUCUUCUAAGGCGGACACUCCUCAAACGCCACCGAAGAAGGUGCAUUAUAAGGGAGUACGGAGAAGGCCAUGGGGGACGUACGCAGCGGAGAUAAGGGAUCCCAAGAAGAACGGUGCCAGAAUAUGGCUUGGUACUUAUGAGACGCUCGAAGAUGCUGCACUGGCUUACGAUAGAGCGGCUUUUAAAAUGCGUGGCUCAAAAGCCAAGCUGAAUUUUCCUCACCUUAUUGGUUCCGAUCAGGUGCAGCCGGUGAGAUUGAGCAAUAACAAGCGCCGAUCUCCAGAGCCCUGUUCGCCUUCCUCUUCGUCUUCCAUGUCAGAUGACGGAACUCCCAAGUCAAAACGGAGGAUAAGCGAGUUAGGAAGUGAUUUUAAACUAGACUUAUAUCAAUUGAUGUCAACUGAAUUUUGACGAACCGUUAGCCGUUUACGAAAAAUGUAUAUAAUCAUUUACAUUUGAAUGCUAAUUCAUUCCCAUUUUUGAGUAAUUCAAAAAGCUAUAUGAACUAAAUAUUAGAUUUACGAAAAGAAACAUAAAUCUGUACAUAAGGAUUCUUCAUGGUGCAGUAUGUAUGAAGGUCAGAAUCAAAAGGUACAAUAACUUGAAUUUUAAAUCUUGUGUAAUUCUUUAGCCGCACCACCAGUUCAAGUCCUUCCUUCCCAACUCAAAAAGGAAUAAACAAAGGUUUCAACACAAGUUCGUAUUUCUCAAAUUUUAAAGCAACAAUCACAAAAGCAGGCAGCAUUAUCACUGUCUCAAAACCAGAAUCAUCUGUUGCUGAAAGGUUGUCAACAAAAUCUGGCUGCUCAACUAAACAUCGGGUCCAUCGGUUGCAUUCUCUAUCUUCAUGAUCUUGGAU